ACGGUGAUGAUUAUGAGGCAAUACUAAUGAUUGGACGAAUUCGAUGAAAAGGGGUAUCAGGAAAUAGGAGAUUCGAGAUGGGUUUCUCUCCAGAUAAUCUAAAAGGAAUCAUCUUGGCAUUGAUGUCGAGUGGGUUUAUUGGGGCUAGUUUUAUAAUCAAGAAGAAAGGUCUUAGAAGAGCAGCUGCAAUUUCUGGUGUUAGAGCUGGCGUUGGUGGGUAUGCGUAUCUGUUGGAGCCAUUAUGGUGGUUAGGAAUGAUCACAAUGAUUGUUGGUGAGGUAGCAAACUUUGUAGCAUACGCAUUUGCCCCAGCAGUUUUGGUCACCCCACUAGGCGCAUUAAGCAUUAUUGAGCUUGCUGCUGUUGGGGGAAAGAAUGCAAAAACUAAAGCAGGUCGGAAGACUUCCAAGAAGGAGAGGGAGAAUGUUGUGAAUGUUCCAGUUUCUCGCAGCAGAGACAAGAGGGGAAAACCUGGUUCCCCUAAGGUCAGUUUCAAAAUGGGCAAGGACAGAGCUCAGAGGCCACAGAAAGUUGAACCUUUAGCAAAGGAAGAGGGUGAGAUGUCAGACAACGAGGAAGUUUAUGAACAGUUCAAGGAAGUGAAAUGGAUGGAAUGGUGUCAAGAUGUCAUGAUUGGUGAAAUCAAAACUCUUGAACGUCUUCAGAAGUUGCAGACUACUAGUGACAGGCUUCCGAAGGAAAAGGUGCUAUCAAAAAUUCGGAAUUACUUGCAGCUUCUUGGACGAAAGAUAGAUCAGAUUGUGCUAGAACAUGAGGAUGAACUGUAUAAACAAGAUAGGAUGACAGUGCGAUUAUGGAACUAUGUCUCUACAUUUUCCAAUCUCUCUGGUGAGAAGCUGCAUCAGAUUUAUUCCAAGCUUAAGAAGGAGCAGGAAGAGGAGAGGGGGGUUGGGCCCUCGCAGGUCAAUGGCUCUAUAUCUGGUUAUUUUGAUAGGGAUGGUGAUUCUAAUUACUUUCCUCCUCUCUCACGUCUUAGUGAGAAGCAAAGAGGGCACAAGAAUGCAGUGGGUUAUCAAAUGUCUGAACCAGUUCACAAGGGUAUUGAUAUAGCCAAGUUUGAAGCGUGGAAAAGGAGGAGGAGGGCUGAAGCUGAGUCUCAUUCCCAACCUCCACCAACAUCUCAACGACUUACAAAUAAUGGUAACCGAAUCAUAGAUCCAAGUUCCCUGGGAAUUUUGGGGGCAGGACCAUCUGACAAGCGUCUUAUUAAUGAGCGACCUCGUCGGAUGCGUCAAACUGGAUUUCCUUCAAGGCAAGGUUUCUCCUCAGGCAUUAAGUAGCCUUUUUGAGCCCCAUGAGACGAUUGUUGUUUGAAGUUGAAGAGUUAAGCUAAUUGGCUCUGACCUGGUGGCAUGCACUGCUUCAGCUAGUGAACAUUCUCCGGGAUUCUUUUUGACCAUGGAAAUAAAAGAUCUGCAAAUUCCAAUCCAGUUUUUUGCAGCUGAUUGAAGAAAUUAACAAUCUGAUGGGAUUUGCAUCCUAAAAACACGGCUGAGGAAGAAGGCCAAACCCAAGAGGAUCGAUUAACAUAAAGCAAGACUAGCAGUCUUCGUUUUGUUUUUCUUCUAUGAAAUGAGACCAGUAAUUUGUUCGAGUAAAUAGUCAGAAAUAGGGGCAGAAAAAGUCUCAAUUCAAUUUGAAAUAUAGGUGGAUGAGCGAAACAAUUUUUUUUUCGUGGAACUGGCAAAGACAUUUUUUUUGUUUCCUAAGUCCAAAAAAAGUUGUACAUUAUCAAUUUUGCUUAAUUUUGUACUGUUUACAACACGCGAAAUUGUUCUCGCGGUCGUGUUGUAAAAACUUUUUCGGCAAUCCGAUGAUUAGUCUCAAUACUUUGUAGUAUCUGCCAAAGAUUUUUAUAUAUAUAUAUAUAUGUAUUCCGUACUUCAGAAGAGU
This is a messenger RNA of Rubroshorea leprosula, 1914 nucleotides long. Lineage: Eukaryota; Viridiplantae; Streptophyta; Magnoliopsida; Malvales; Dipterocarpaceae. The record is from the annotation of a GenBank genome assembly.